AUGGCUGUGGCUACUGCGGGUCCAGCAUACAAGCUGUGGUUUCUAUCGACAGGUAUUGUCUUUUUGUUCUUCCUUCUUUUUGCAUUUUACACCGAUUCGAUCAAGUCGCCUUUGGACUACGCACAUGCAAAAGCAGCAGAGUUCUGCAGCGAUUCCGCAGCUCCACAAACUACAGCUGACGCAGAUCCCAAAGAGGGGAAAUUCGGCAACUGCAAAGACCCCUACCGUCGCCCCGGGUAUCUCUAUGUCCCAGCAGAAACAGAAAGAUACCGAGAGACACGAUGGUUGCCGUUUACAGACAAGUUUCUCAACUCUGAGGAUCCCGAAACUGCAGAGUAUCCUCACACAGGAGGAGAUCUCAUCUUCAACGAUACGGAUGUCCCACGAACAUUCUUCAAAGGAUCAGAUAUACCUAUAGAAUGGAUGAAGCUAGCGGUCAAAGAGAAUAAGCGUCGACAGGAAGCGAUGGCGCAUAUCACCAACGCAACAUCAGAAGACUACCACAGAAUGAGAAACGAUGCUGAGUUUGGCUGGCUCUGGGGCCGCCGAGUCGUAUCAUUCGGCGACUCUGUCGACAGGCGAGCAGCCAGAUACGUCUGCCACGAGUUCGGCCACGACAUGGUCUUCCCCAAGCUUCAUGAGAUAGAGCAGUGGCCCAUGGGUGUCUGCCACAUCCCGGCAUUCAACCUGACAUUCACUGCCUUCCACUCAGCAGGUGGCUUUACUUACAGGCCCGAAUGGUUCUGGUAUAAGCAAAUGCGCAUCAUCCCCUUUGAGCGACGCUGGGAAGAGCUCUGGCAACCACAUGAGCGAGACAUCCGCGGUCCCAAUGGCAGACCUGAUCUUAUCCUAUGGCAGAAUGGGCUCUGGGAUCAGCGAGGCUUCCAAGUCGGUGGACAGAAGCUCCACGAAGGGCAGAACGUCACUCUCAACGCAAGACACAGGAAAAUGGUCUGGGACGAACUGCACUUCUUCUUGGCCCGCACCAAGAAGUAUGCCGAGAUGCUCAUCAGAGAGUUUCCAGACACGCCUAUGAUGUGGCGUAGUCUAACGUAUCACCAGAAGACUGGAUCAGGGGACAUCAUGGUAGUUGAGAUGGACCGUCUUGGACGCGCUUUGGCAGAGCAGUAUGGACAUGAAGUCUUUGAAUGGGGUCGCAUCAUUAGUCUCAUGGGGAACUGGUAUGAAGAUGGUACGCAUCCGGGUGAGGGUGCAUUGAGUUGGUUAUGGGGAAACAUGAUUCUUGAGUAUCUCGCCAGAUCCGCAAAGUCGAAAAUUGGAGGCGAUUAUAGAUUUCCGUAUUUUGACGGAUGGGAGAGGUGCCAUGAGGAACUCGUUGGGUGGGGAGGACGAUAG
Molecule: messenger RNA, 1356 nt
Organism: Fusarium fujikuroi IMI 58289
Lineage: Eukaryota; Fungi; Ascomycota; Sordariomycetes; Hypocreales; Nectriaceae
Exons: 2
Coding region: 1-1356 (451 amino acids)
Source: RefSeq, a predicted model, not a curated record